UCCUUCCCCUGCACCGUCAAUGCACACCUACUCCUCCCUUUCCAUCCGUUCUAGCUCCUACAACCCCAGCUUCAGAGGCAGCAGCUUUGCCAUAUCCGCAUCUACGAAGCCUACUACCUUGCUAUCCAUCGACACUGCCCCCGCUCCCCCUGCAACAGCAAGAGGCGCACCGAGUAUCCAUUUCUCCCAUCUACCCCCAAGCAGCCCAACCCCCUCCGCCAGUGCACCCCACACGCCCACCCAAGCAGCUCUAGGUCUCCCAAGCACAAGCGGACCGACAACAGAGGACAAGCUCUCUUCUCUCGGGCUCAAACCCCGGUUCCCGAGGUACUCCAAGCCUGACCCGGCACACAACCCCGACCCUUCCUCUCCAGCGCUGGACAACGCUUCGAUCCUCACACUUGCUUCUACCACUGCGGAUCGUAGGCCUGGGUCUGUCUACCCCGCAAGCAGGUGGGAAGGGUGGGACGAGGGGGAGGAAGAAGAGGGCGCUAGCGUGCGGGCGCUGAAGCCCAGGAGCAGGAGAGGUAGUUGGGGAACGGAGGUCACGGGGUUCACUCUGGGGACGGUGGGGACGGGGAUGGAGCUUCCGCCUGGGGUGGGAGAGGGAGAGGAGGGAAG
This is a messenger RNA of Dacryopinax primogenitus, 621 nucleotides long. RefSeq lists its product as uncharacterized. Lineage: Eukaryota; Fungi; Basidiomycota; Dacrymycetes; Dacrymycetales; Dacrymycetaceae. The transcript has a single exon. The record is from RefSeq and is a predicted model, not a curated record. The annotation marks the transcript as partial.